CCCGCAGACUGUGCUGCACUGGCCGCACACUGCUGCAGGAUGGCCGGGAGUUGUUUGAAAGGACGUUUUCUUUCCUUAUUUGACUACAAAACGGAAAAAUAUAUUGUCGCCAAAAAUAAGAAAGUUGGGGUUUUGUACAGAGUUAUUCAGUUAUCUAUCAUCGGUUACAUUAUUGGGUGGGUUUUCGUAAGCAAGAAAGGCUACCAGGAGACAGAUGAGGCCAUACAGAGCUCUGUCAUAACUAAACUAAAGGGAGUCUCAGUGACUAACACCUCUGAGUCUGGUCUGUUGGUGUGGGGACCGGAGGAUUACGUCAUCCCACCACAGGGUGAAGCUGUUCUGUUUGUUGUAACCAAUUUCUUAGAGACGCCAAACCAGAAGCUGGGAUACUGUGCUGAGGUUCAGACUUCACCAAUUGCAGUUCCCAGCGCUCAUUCCCAGAGUCCCAAAGUGCUGGAUGGCCACUGCCGAGUCGACAGGGACUGUGAUAAGGGAAAGAUGGUAGUGGCUGGUAAUGGAAUCAUGAGUGGCCGAUGCUUAAGAAAAGAUGAAAACUCCAAUGGUACCUGUGAAAUCUAUGGCUGGUGUCCCAUUGAAAGAAAAUUCAAACCACAAGGGCCUCUGCUGACAAAUGCUGAAAACUUCACCAUCUACAUCAAGAAUUUCAUCCAAUUUCCCAAAUUCAAAUUUUCAAAGUCCAAUGUUCUUGAAACAAGUGAUGACUCCUAUCUGAAGAAAUGUCGAUAUGACGAGGAACUCCACCCAUAUUGCCCCAUCUUUCGUCUGGGAGACAUCACCCAGCGAGCCAGAUACAACUUCCAGGACAUGUCUACGUUUGGUGGCUCUAUUGGCAUAAUGAUAAGUUGGAACUGUGACCUUGACAAAGGCUACUCUCACUGCCAUCCACAGUACUAUUUCACUCGCCUGGACAUCAGUGUCUCCAACACGACCAUCGCAACAGGAUUUAACUUCAGACACGCGCGGUAUUUUAAAAAUGCUACUGGUGAGAGUUAUCGAUCUCUGUUCAAAGUCUACGGUGUCCGAUUUAAUAUCAUGGUGCAUGGAAAGGCCGGGAUGUUCAGCAUCAUCCCAACAGCCAUCAAUGUUGCUUCAGGACUGGCUUUGAUGGGUGCUGGAGCUUUCUUCUGUGACAUGGUCCUUCUCUACCUAAUGAAGAAGGGCAACUCUUACAGAGAGCGGAAGUUUGAGGACUGCAGAAGUAAGAAAUCAACAUCUGAAGACAACAGUGUGGAGGACAAAAAGGCUGCCAUGGAGCAGGAGAAUCUGACGUUUUAGUCUUUUCACUGCGUUAGAUGAGUUUGUAACAUGCCCUUGUUGGUUGUAGCGUAACAUUAUAAUAAUGACACAGCAGUGCAGUGUAACUUCUGCUUUACUGGUGUGGAGCUCUUGUAAGGUGAGGCAUCAUCUUAAAAAUUGGUCAGUUUUAAGUUGGUAGCAUUGUAGAGCUUCAAAAUGAUGAUUGAAAAUGAUCAUAAGCAGAUAUUCCAUUAACUUUAUACCACCAUAAAACAAGUGUGUUUUAGCAACAUUGUCUGAAAUGCAUGCAGACCACUGAAGAUUAAGUUAAAGUGCUGCUGUUUUUUUCAACCCAAACAACUAUUCAUUUGUGGAUUUUUUAAAAAAAAAUGCUGCGUUAUAUUUUUAAAUAUAUAAUGCAAAGUUUUUAGUCAUCAUAUGAAUUUGACCACUACUUUUACUCCUUUUAGCAUUUUAAUAGAGGGUGUAAGACUUUAAUCACUUUUUGCUGUCUCUAGUAAUGACAUUGUUUACUGCUUGUUUUGCAGUGGCUAAUGAUUCGUAUGAAUGGAAUAUACCUCAUAUGUGAAUAACACAUUAAGUUUGUUUCUUCAGAGUGGUGCAUCAUUUAUGUGAUUUUGUUCAGUCAGUUUAGCAACUAAUCUUUUAUUUAUUAAUUGAUACAGAAAAAUAAAGAUUUCAAUAAGAAACAUGUCUGUAUCUUGAGUUCCUUUUUUAUUAUAUUAAUUGCAGUAGAAGACAAUGUUUUCCACAGCUCCCAUGUGUUGUUUUUUACUUUUAGCUUGCUAGUCAGUAGCUGUAGCACGUGAAGCUGAUAUGUAACAAAGCUCUCUUCAGACUGGCCCUACAUGUAAAAUAUGUGUAAACACAAUGACGCCUCAGGGUGUACACAUGUGAUCACUGAAUUGCUUUAUGACAGCUUGUUUAUUGGCUUUUGUUCUGCCUGACUUUAACACCUAUUUUUUAUAAACUGUAUAAAUGAUAGUGAUUAUGACAAAGUGGUGGUGAGCUGAACUCUUGACACUGUGGCAUCACCAAGUGCAGCACAGAGCACCUUUUCAUAUAUUAGGGACAUUGGUGGGCUCACAGCAAAGUGACAGCACUCCCUUCGAGAGGUAGGAUUAUAUCUCAUAAAGAGCAGGCCACAUCGUGAAUUACCCAAGAACCUGAUUAAGAAUUUUUCAUUUUAUUUUAUCUCAGUAAGAAGAAAGUACUCAGUGACCAUCACAGACAGCUCUCACCCCUGGAAAUUAAAUUCAAGAACAAGUAAAUCAGGUCCUUUGUUAAAUAUUUAUUUUGAGGGGAAUGUAACCAAGUAAACAAUCUAUCACCUCAACUCUGUUAUCUUAUUUUCACACUUUCACAGUCUUCUUUUACAUGACUUUGUAACUUGCGGUUUUACACAUUGGUGUAUUUCCACACAGACAAAGAGUCAGCACCUCACUGUAUGCAGUUUUUAUUAGAACGACUCUGCAGACAGUGUCUUCUGUGGAUUAUGCAGAGUAAGAGGGACACUGUUUCUGGAGAAAUGUUUUGCUACCUUGUAAAGUAUCUUUUCUAGUAUGCUCUUAACAAAUGACUCACAGUUGCAGCUGCUCAGUGAGUGCACAGCAACUUGGACAAAAACAAAAGCACAGAUGGCACAGAAAGCAUCUUAGAGGGCGCUAAAACCCUAAAAAGAAAACUCUGCAGCAUACUUUGUAACAUAUUUGAGGUUUUUAACUCGUAAAUGCAGAUAUUCACUAUUAAAAUAAAUCUUACAGUUGCCACAUGAAUGAUCCUAUUUCUUCAAGGACUUGUGUCCCUUCAGGGU
Molecule: messenger RNA, 3091 nt
Organism: Seriola dumerili (greater amberjack)
Lineage: Eukaryota; Metazoa; Chordata; Actinopteri; Carangiformes; Carangidae
Product: P2X purinoceptor 5-like
Exons: 13
Coding region: 40-1296 (418 amino acids)
Biological process (GO): monoatomic cation transmembrane transport; response to ATP
Cellular component (GO): nuclear inner membrane; plasma membrane
Molecular function (GO): purinergic nucleotide receptor activity; extracellularly ATP-gated monoatomic cation channel activity
Source: RefSeq, a predicted model, not a curated record